AUGGCGGGGCGGAGGCUGUCGUCUGUGCUCUCACAGAUGCUGCCGAGCACUACGGCAGUGGACUCAAUCACUCAGCAAUUACCAGACGAUGUCGUGAUUACGCUCGCCGUCCGAACGCCGAUGUGCAAAGCUGGCCGUGGUGGAUUGAAGGACACCACUCUUGACACCCUAGUGUUCAAGAUUCUCGAGCAGGUCCGCAUCAGAUCCAACGUUGAGCCAGCCCUGGUAGAGGACAUCUGCCUUGGCAAUGUCCGCGACGGGAAAGCCUCCUACUAUGCACGUGCUGCAUCGUUGGCUGCAGGGUUCCCAAACACGACUUGCGCAUCCAGUGUCUCGCGAUUCUGCUCAUCAGGACUGACAGCCACUCAAUUCAUUGCCAACGAGAUCCGCAACGGUGUGAUCAGUGUGGGUGUCGCUGUAGGUGCCGAAUCGCUUAGCGAAGGCAACGAGAGACUGAGUCGGCCUUUCGCUGAUGAGCUCCUUGAGAGCGCCGAAGCAAGAGACUGCUUACUUCCGAUGGGUGCUACUUCCGAGAACGUGGCGAAAGACUUCCAUAUUUCACGGGAGAGACAGGACGAGUAUGCUGUCGAAUCCUACAAGAGAGCCGAAAUCGCACAGGGUGCUGGAUGGUUUCAGGAUGAAAUUGUUCCACUCACGGUGAAGAAAGACGGCAACGAGAUUGUCAUUGACAAAGAUGAGAUUCGUCUCGGUACAACAUACGAAGCAAUCAGCAAGUUGAAACCAAGCUUUGGCGAGUACGGAAAUACGACUCACGCGGGCAAUGCGAGUCAGAUCACAGACGGUGCGGCGGCGUUGUUGCUCAUGAGGCGGUCCAAAGCGCUCGAGCUCAAGCAGCCCAUCCUCGCAAAAUAUGUCGAUACUGCAAUGGCCGGCCUCCCGCCGCGGAUCAUGGGUAUCGGUCCCGUGUUUGCCAUCCCCAAGCUGCUGGCCCGUUAUGGUCUCUCAUUAGAGCAUGACAUUGAUGUCGUCGAGAUUAACGAAGCAUUCGCGUCCAUGGCCGUCUACUGCCGGGAUCAUCUGAAAAUAGAUUGGACAAAGAUGAAUCCUCGUGGCGGAGCCAUAGCCCUCGGGCACCCUUUUGGCUGCACCGGCAUUCGACAAAUCGUCACAGGGAUAAGCGAGUGCAAACGCAGGAAGGCUCGGGUGUUACUGACAAGCAUGUGCCUGGGGACAGGCAUGGGUCUAGCGGGACUGUUCGUCGUUGAAUCCUAG
Molecule: messenger RNA, 1233 nt
Organism: Cyphellophora europaea CBS 101466
Lineage: Eukaryota; Fungi; Ascomycota; Eurotiomycetes; Chaetothyriales; Cyphellophoraceae
Exons: 4
Coding region: 1-1233 (410 amino acids)
Biological process (GO): phenylacetate catabolic process; fatty acid beta-oxidation
Cellular component (GO): peroxisome
Molecular function (GO): acetyl-CoA C-acyltransferase activity
Source: RefSeq, a predicted model, not a curated record